CCUGUACAUUCAUAUCUCUACAGCUGCUAUGGAGGAAAUAGGGAAGUUGGCACUACAAUCCAGGUUAGAACUCAUUAUACCUGGUCAAGUCAGCGUGACAAAGAGACAAUGAGAGAAUGAGCUCCUUUCUAGAUUACUCUGUCAUCAGUGGAGAAAAUGGGACUUGUUCCACUCGGGCUUAUCACGCAGAUCAUGGAAUUACAACUUUUCAGUCCUGCGCUGUCACGGCUAAUAACUGCGGUAGUGAAGACCGGUUUAUAGUUAACAGGGGUACCCAGGGUGGCCAUCCUCCGCAUCAUCACCAUCAUCACCAUCAUCAUCAUCAUCAUCACCAGUCUGGAUCUUACCAACAUCAAAAUGGUCUUGGUAUCACCUAUGCCACUCAUCCAAAUUGUGCCACAAGUUAUGGCACCCAGAGCUUCUGCUCAAGUUACAAUCAUUAUACACUUAAUCAGGAAGUGGAAUCCAAUGCAGUGUACAACCAGUGUUACUCUGGAAACCUUUCACCAAUAGUUCAGCAUCCUCAAAAUUACAGUGGAACAGCACUGGGUGCUGUUCAGUAUUCACACUCCGCCUAUAUACCGGAGCAACAAAAUUUGGCAUUCGCUGGCUUUAAUAACAGUAUAUCGCCCAUGCAAGUUACUCGUCAGGAGUCCUGCUGCUCUCCAUUAUCCGAGGCCCCAACCCCUACCCAGACUUUUGACUGGAUGAAAGUUAAGAGAAAUCCACCCAAAACAGGAAAAGUUGGUGAAUAUGGUUUUGCUGGUCAACCCAACACAGUAAGGACAAAUUUUAGCACUAAGCAACUAACAGAAUUAGAAAAGGAGUUCCACUUCAACAAAUAUUUGACAAGAGCUAGACGAGUAGAAAUAGCUGCUGCUUUGCAACUCAACGAGACCCAGGUAAAAAUUUGGUUUCAGAAUCGAAGAAUGAAGCAGAAGAAACGAGAAAAGGAAGGUUUGCUACAAGUGUCCUUUUCAUCUACCACAGAAAAUGACGAAAAAGCAGAGGACAUUUCAGAAAAGUCAAUUUCGACCCCAUCAACGCCUUCACCUGCACUAUCCACUGGAGAAACACCUGUAAAAUCUGUUUAGAGGGUCUUGCAAGUCUAAACGAGCAUUGCCACUCACUCCUUGGUGACAAUACGCCCAAGUCGUCUUUUAGCUUCUAAUUACGUUGCACCAUUGUUUUCCUAUUAUUUAACGUGCUUGGUGGAAUGUGUGGCUCAAUAUUACACUUUUCUGGAUGUGAUGAAAACUUUUAUGCUGGACAUAACUAUACAAAGACAACACGAAACAUGUCUUCAUGGCAACUUAAAAAUGCACUAUAUGAGCCGGUACAAUGUAUCAGGCAUGAAAUAAUUUCUUUUAAUGUAACUUAUGUUUAGUGAAGUGUUCAUUGAAAAUGAUAUUUUGUCCUCGAUUUUUUUAAAAGAAUUUCACUUUAGUGAAACUUGUGACAUUUAAGGGACAAAAGACAUUGAAUACUUUUAUAUAGUAUUCAUGAAACUGCUUCAGACAAAUGCAUAUCAAAUCGUAUACCUCAUAAGAAGACUUAAGAAUUAAAUGUUCAGAAAGGUUUUUUUUAAAAUGUAUGUGAUAAUCUGCUCUAAACUUAAGUGGAGUUAAUGACAUGUAAUGACCGUGUGAGUGUUUUAGAGAAGACGUCUUCACCUUAAGGCUUCGAACUUGUUGCUUUGUUAUAGGUCGUAAGUUUGAGCUUGAAAGUUCAUCUUUGGAAACCAAAUUAUGGCCAAAAGAAUGUACUGAUUAAUCCUGAAGUAGUUUGCAUGGUGCAAAAUGCUUUGCUUUUACUUGACACUGAGUUUUAUCAGUUAAUACCUCUUAAGUUAUAUGUGUGUGCAAUCACUUUAAAAAAUAUAUGCUUUAAUGUAGCUAAAUCGAGAAGAAUGUUUACGGGUCUUUCGA
Molecule: messenger RNA, 1928 nt
Organism: Polypterus senegalus (gray bichir)
Lineage: Eukaryota; Metazoa; Chordata; Cladistia; Polypteriformes; Polypteridae
Gene: hoxa1a
Product: homeobox A1a
Exons: 2
Coding region: 117-1094 (325 amino acids)
Biological process (GO): regulation of transcription by RNA polymerase II
Cellular component (GO): nucleus
Molecular function (GO): RNA polymerase II cis-regulatory region sequence-specific DNA binding; DNA-binding transcription factor activity, RNA polymerase II-specific
Source: RefSeq, a predicted model, not a curated record